UUGUGUCUGCCUGGCAUUGCAUAUGCUCGUGAAUGGGCUCGUAGGAAAUUCCCCUCAAGGUUCCCUUCGGACAACUCAUCUACCUUCAAUUUAGUUGACCCUGAUGAUCUUGAGCUCCAUAAAGUACUCAUUGCAGGAAGUGAAAGCACUAAUGCCACAAGUGCCACAAAUGCUAAUUCGCUUGGGAUGACAGACACGGAAGGCUUUUUCAGGUGUUUCAAAUGUUUUGGGAAGGUGAUGGAGAAAGGCAGGUUGACAGUGCUAGGUGAAGAGCACUCAGCUAAGCUGCUUGUACGCCGCCGGGAUUUUUGGCUAUACUAUGCUGCAUAUUUUUGUGGGGGAACAAUUGGGUUGGUCUAUAGCAACAAUCUCGGUCAGAUUUCACAAUCACUUGGAUACAGUUCCCUGACUAGUUCUCUAGUCACAUUAUACUCUUCAUGCUCCUUCUUUGGUCGUUUGCUCUCAGCUGCCCCGGAUUUCCUGCGUGAUAAGAUCUACUUUGCAAGAACUGGAUGGCUUGCAGUUGCUCUGGUGCCAACACCAAUUGCCUUCUUUUUGCUUGCUGCAUCAGGCAGUGAGGCAAUGCUGCGUGCAGGAACAGGCUUGAUUGGGAUAAGCUCUGGCUUUGUGUUUUCUGCAGCUGUUUCAGUUACAUCAGAGCUUUUUGGGCCAAACAGCGCUGGCGUAAACCAUAACAUCCUUAUCACCAACAUCCCAAUUGGCUCACUCCUAUAUGGCCUUCUUGCAGCUCUGGUGUAUGAUUCCAAUGAAGGAAGCUCAAUAAUCGGGGUGAGCUUGUUAAAGGAUGCAACAUUGUGCAUGGGUAGGUCAUGCUAUAGGCAGACAUUCAUAUGGUGGGGCUGUAUUUCAAUAGUAGGGUUAGCUUCAAGCUUAUUCCUAUUCCUACGGACCAGGACUGCUUACAACCGCUUUGAGAGGAACAGAAAUCGGACACAAGUCAUGCAGCCCUACUCACAGUCCUCCUCACAAUCCUCCUCACAGUCCUCCUCUUAGUCUCAAGUUCACAUAUUUCACAUAUUUUAAUAGUAACUUCUGGAAAAGCUUAUAGAUGUGUGAGAUUUGAAUGAGAGUUAAAAACAUGACAACAUAGAUACAAGUGAUGAGUAUAUGCUUGUUUCUCUGACUAGGAAGAUAACGAGAUUACAUGUAACAUAGAACUUAAGAUGUCAGAAAGAAAAUGUUAGAAAGUUCUGUAGAUGGCUUCUUAUCAUCUCUCACACGUCUGUUUUUGUUUAACUUUCUAUUGGGGUAUGACUUUCUCAUUUUAA
This is a messenger RNA of Prunus dulcis (almond), 1289 nucleotides long. RefSeq names its product protein NUCLEAR FUSION DEFECTIVE 4-like. The annotation marks the transcript as partial. NCBI's taxonomy places the organism in Eukaryota, Viridiplantae, Streptophyta, Magnoliopsida, Rosales, Rosaceae. Gene Ontology annotation, cellular component: membrane. The record is from RefSeq and is a predicted model, not a curated record. The transcript is spliced from 2 exons.